CAUGGCGGAAACACCGGAAGUAGGUCGAAGUGAACCCUCCUGUGCCUUUACCCAUCAGGGAGGAAGCUGGCCAGUGGUCUCCCUGCUUUUUCUUUUAUCCACCGGUUCCUGCAGCCCACUUAAACCCCAAACGGAGACGGCGGGAUUAGCUUUGACUGGUUCCUAACUAUUAUGGCCGAUUGCACCAACAGGACGGUGUAUGAAAUUUUCCAAAGCAUGGAGGAAGGACCAGCUGCAGCUCCUAGCGCUGCCACAGCUCAGGCCUGGCUAGAUCAUCACUCCCGCUCCCUCGGUUUCUUCAUGGAGGGGAAGUUUGUCCGCCCCGCACAGAGACAGACCCUCUCUCUGGCUGAUUCCACAGGCGGCGUGCUGUGCAGCACAGCGUGCGCCGAGGACGGCGACGUUUCCCAAUGUGCUUCUUCCGCCGCCACCGGCUACAAGUCCUGGAGCAGCCUGGCCUGCUCCCAGAGAUCCAAAGCGUUGCUCAGGUUGGUGAGUGUCCUCGGGCUGCACGGACAGUGUUUGUCAGAGCUGUGCGCGCUGUGUGAGGCGUCCUGCUCGCCCUCGGCCCUGGUCAGACUGCUGCAGUACUACAGCAGCUGGGCUCAGCUCAGAGACACCCUCAUCCCCGGCUGGACAUCUCUCGGCGUGGUGGUAGUUGUCUCCUCUGAUGACUGCUCCCUAUAUUCCCUCAUGCUCAAAGUCCUGCCAGCACUAGCGAUGGGUAACUCUGUGAUUGUCGUUCCGGGUCGGAGUUCUGCCCCCCCAGCACUUCUGCUAGCGCAGCUUUUCACGGCGGCGGGACUUCCUGCCGGGGCUCUUAACGUUUUGACCGGAAGUGAUGUUACGUUGGGCGCCAAAGUGUCCCAGAAUCCCAACGUGAGCUACAUCGCUUACUGUGGCAACAAGCAGGAUGGGCUAACUCUGUGCAAGGCCUCGGCAGGAAUGGGUGUACCCGUGUCUGUCUCCCCGUGCAUCGGCGCUUUGUGCCCCUUCAUCGUCUUCGAGUCGGCCGACAUCGAUAGCGCUGUGGACGAAGUCAUACAGGUUGCCUUCAAGAAGAAGAAAGAGGUCCACUGGGUGCUGUGCGUGCAGGAGAGCGUGUCCGACAGCGUCGUGGCUCGGCUCAAGCUGCGACUGGCAGGCAUGAAGUGCGUUGCUCUGAGCAGCGAGGCAGACAGGGGCCUGGUGGAUGCUGCGGUACAGGAGGCUCAGCAGCAGGGGGCCACGUUGGUCCAGUCCUGCAGCGCCAGUCCUUCUGGGGCCCAGUACCCUCCCACUGUACUCUGUGGGGCGGCCCCAUCCUCUCCGUAUGUGGUCAGCCCCCCUCCUGGACCUCUGCUGCCUCUCCUCACCUUCAGGAGCAACGCAGAAGCUGUGGUCCUGGGAAACCACAGUCCUCACGGCUACGCCGCAUCCAUCUGGACCGAAGACCUCACCCUGGCUCUGGAGACUGCUAAGAGUCUGUCCGUCGGCUCGGUGUGGGUGAACUCCAGCUCCGUCUCCGAUCCCUGUCUUCCUGUCUCUGGCCACAAAGACAGCGGCACCUGCACUGACGGAGGACAGGAGGGUCUGUACCAGUUUCUGCGUCCUUCCUUUUCCUCUCCUCUUCCUCGCUCGUCUCCCGUUUCUUUGGAGUACUCAAAGUUUGGAACGGAACCCAGCCAGCCUGUCAUUCCUGAUAGCCCAGUCGGUGCCAGUUUGCCACAGUCCUACCUGCAGUUCGUUGGUGGUAAAGCCAGUAAAUCAGCGUCUGGCUGCAGUGUGGCUGUCCAGGCACCAGGGGGUGGCAGCGUGUUAGCCCUUUGUCCCGAUGGAGGCCGCAAAGAUGUUCGGAAUGCUGUGGAGGCCGCAAUCAAAGUCCAGCCUGGAUGGAUGAAGAAGAGUCCGUCUGCACGCGCUCAGUCCCUCUACUCGCUGGCCAAAGGCCUAGAAUCGAAGAAGAAGGAGGUUUCUGCAUCAAUCUGCACCCAGCUGGGCGUUUCAGGGGAUGAAGCUGACAAAGAGGUGGAGCUCAGCAUCGCCAGGUUCAAUGUUUGGGCAGCUUACUGUGACAAAGUACAAGGUGGAUCCCUGCCCAUGCCGCAGUCUGGUGCCGCGCUCUCAUUCCCAGAAGCCCUGGGAGUUGUCGGGAUCGUCUUACCUGACAAACAUCCCCUCCUCUCAAUGGUGACUGUUCUCGGGGCAACCGUUGCCACGGGCAACGCAGUCAUCAUGGUUCCCAGCCAGAGGUUUCCACUCCCCGCCUUGGCUUUCAUUCAGGUGCUCCAGUCCUCAGACCUGCCAGCAGGGCUGGUGAACAUCAUCACAGGGAAUCGUGACCAGCUCACGGCGGCUCUGGCUAAUCACAGCGUCAUCAGGGCUAUCUGGUACUGGGGCAGUGCUGAGGGCUGUCAGUACCUCCAGUACACCUGCACCAGCCCGCUGAAGACCCUGCGACUCUUCUGCCAGAAGGACGGGGAGGGGAGUGAUGCAGGGACGGACUGGGCUCAGUCUCAACCUUCUCUGCUGGAAGACUGGUGGAGAAACGCUGUCCAGUGGAAGAGCGUGUGGAUUCCUACAGCAUGAGAAAGACAACUGUAGUCAGAGUAAUGCUAAAGGCUUUUAGCAGCAGAGAUGACAGAAGUAGAUUACCAGUUAUGGCAGGAGGACGAAUGAGAAGAAAGAAGGAUGUUUAAAUAGCACUUAUUAAUAACAAUACUCAAUUUGAUUUAGUCACUCUUUAUAUUCUGUUCAAUUGCAUCAAAUAUAUGAGGACCGGUAUUUUUUUUUUGACUAACCAGCUGUGAUUAAAAACAACCAGGGCAGGAAGUUCUUCACACUGUCAAAGUAUUUAGAACAAUGCAAAUACAGAACAAUACCAGCGUGAUUUAUUUUGUAAAAGUAACAAUGUUUUGUUUUUGUUAAAAUGGUUCCCUUUACUCUUGAUUUAUCAGUGUUACAUACAUACUGGAUCACUUCCACAUCGGUUCUGGCGAUCUCUCAGAAUCUGAGGGUACAGUUUUCAGAACAAUGUCAGCCUUAGAGUCUGAGACAUUUAUGCCUGUUUGGCCAAAACGCUGCAGGGUGAGCCAGUGGGUUUGUUUUAGUUAAUUUACUCUCAUUUGGUCCGUUGCAGCGCCUGGACUUUAAUGCAAUAUUUGUUGAUACAUCAGUAUUUUUUUUUUUUUAAUACAGUACCUUACAAAUGUUUUUUUUGUUUCACCUGGCGAACAUAAUCUGGGUAUUUCAUUAUGAUUUUCUGUGACAGGCCAGCACAGUGUGGUGCCUCAUUAUGGAUUAAAUGGAAAAACAAAAUUUUUCAAAACUUUCUACAGAUCAAAAUGUGUAUGUUUGUAUUCAGCCCCCUUUAAAUCUGAUGGACCUAAACACCAGAGCACCUUCGUCUUUAUGUUGGUCUCGUCUGGCUUGCUGGCAGACUAUAAACAGGACUUCUUACAGCUUUCCCCACUACUCCAACACUCUGGUUAGACCAUUAAUUAACUCUCAAGGGUUGGUUUUCUUCCAAAUAUCCCGAUUUCCAUUGAAGGCAAAAAAAAAAAAAAAAGUUCAAUUACAGUCUCUGACAGGUGACUAAUUAGGUGGCGUCUGAAGGGAAUUAGUUGCACUAGGUUUGUUUCCGGGCUGUCAGAGUAAACAGGCUGAAUACCAACUCAUGCCGCACUUAUAUCCUUUUUAUUUGUAAGACAUUUUGACAAGAUUGGCUUUUCCAUUUACCUCACAGAUACACACAACUUUGUGCUGGCCUGCUAUGUAAAAUUUAGUGGUUAUGUGACAGAACGUGUGAAAGUUCUAAAGGCAUCAGUACCUUUGGCAAGGUGUUCUAGGUGGUUCUGAGCAGACUUUUGGGGAGUAACAGCCAUACUGUUACUCCCCAAAAGUCUAUUAGCGUCCACAAGAUUGAGACGUUGUCGUAAAUGGGUUGAAAGUGACCUGUAAUGUUGAUGCAGAGAACUGCUUAAAAUGACUGAGCUUUUGAAGGCUCUGUGGUGAGAACAAUUGCACCCCUGUGGAACAGUGCCUGCAUCUGUGACCAAGUAUAAACAGGUCUGUCUGAGUCCUCUCAAUGACUUGGCAAGAAAAACAUGCCAACUCAGGUUAAAAUGAUGGAACUUUAUGCUUGGAUUGCUUUAAUUACUGUAAAAUAAACCUGUAUCCCAGAGCCUCUAGGUUUACUAUGCAACAUAUUCUCCACAAUAUUUGAAAGCCGGUGUUGAAGUUGUGAAAUGAAAUGGAUUUUUACUUUUUGUUACCACAAUUUUCCCUGUCAUAAGCCAUAAAUUAAAGGAGAAUUACACCAAG
Molecule: messenger RNA, 4302 nt
Organism: Fundulus heteroclitus (mummichog)
Lineage: Eukaryota; Metazoa; Chordata; Actinopteri; Cyprinodontiformes; Fundulidae
Gene: aldh16a1
Product: aldehyde dehydrogenase 16 family, member A1
Exons: 17
Coding region: 172-2568 (798 amino acids)
Molecular function (GO): oxidoreductase activity, acting on the aldehyde or oxo group of donors, NAD or NADP as acceptor
Source: RefSeq, a predicted model, not a curated record